AUGGCAUCAACCCCACCGGCCAGCCCCAGCGCGGACCAGCCGGCGAAACGCAAGCGCGGUCGCCCCCCACUGUCGCCCUCCCAGCGCAAGCCGAAGCCGGCGCCAUCCGGCCGGCCGCGCGGGCGACCCAAGGGCAGCGGCGCCAAGACAACGGGCGGCGGCGUGCGGAAGACGGCGGCGGCCGAUCCCACUGCGUCCGGCGCGACGACGCCUCGCCGCGGCAGGGGCCGGCCAAGGAAGGACCAGAGUGCGCAGAAAUUGCUGGAUGCCGCCGUGGCUGCCCCGGCUGCUGCUCGCGAGGAGGAGGCUGAGGAGGUUCCUGCUGCGGCUACGCCCGUGGGGCAGGUCAAGAGGGGCCGCGGUAGGCCGAAGGGGUCGGGGAAGAAAGCUGCUGCGCCGGCGGCUGCUGCGGUUGCUGGUGCUAUGACGGAUACGACGAAGAGGAAGGGACCGACUACACCUGCGAGGGGAGGGCCUGGCCGCGGGAGGAAGGCUGGGUCGGCUGCGAAACAAGUGGUAAAGGAUGAAGAGGAGGAAGAUGACGAAGGAGAUGAGGACGGGGAUGGUAGAAGCGAGGAAUAUUUCGAGGGUGAGGAUGUCGAUGGGCAAGAGGACGAGGAGACGUAG
This is a messenger RNA of Chaetomium globosum CBS 148.51, 627 nucleotides long. RefSeq lists its product as uncharacterized. Gene Ontology annotation, biological process: regulation of DNA-templated transcription. Lineage: Eukaryota; Fungi; Ascomycota; Sordariomycetes; Sordariales; Chaetomiaceae. The record is from RefSeq and is a predicted model, not a curated record. The transcript has a single exon. Gene Ontology annotation, molecular function: transcription coregulator activity; DNA binding. Bases 1 to 627 code for a protein of 208 amino acids. Gene Ontology annotation, cellular component: nucleus.